CUAGGAAGAAGUAUCUAUUGCUCUGAUAACCGAGCUGUGCAGAGAGAUACUAUUGGCUGUGGCGGUCCUCGCGCCUGCGCAUUUGUGCUUUGUGACUGUUUUGGUGUCAGAGAAAGAAGCGAGAACGUGAAGAUGUCCGGAUACAGGGGCCAGAUGGGCAAAAGCAAAGACCCCUCAGGGUUACUUAUCUCUGUCAUUAGGACCCUUUCAACCAGUGAUGAUGUGGAGGACAGAGAGACCGAGAGAGGACGUUUGGAAGCGGCUUAUGAGAGCUGUGAUAAAGACCUGGAUAAGAAGAUUGAGCAGCACUUUACGGAGCUUACUACUGCCAUACGCACUUACCAGAACAUAACUGAACGCAUUACCAACUCCCGCAAUAAAAUCAAGCAGGUUAAAGAAAACCUUUUGUCCUGUAAGAUGCUUCUUCAUUGCAAGCGUGAUGAGCUGAGAAAGUUGUGGAUUGAGGGAAUAGAACACAAACAUGUGUUGAACCUAUUGGAUGAAAUUGAGAACAUCAAGCAAGUGCCCCAGAAACUGGAACAGUGUAUGGCUAGUAAACACUACUUGAAUGCCACAGACAUGCUGGUGUCUGCUGUGGACUCACUGGAAGGACCUUUACUCCAGGUGGAAGGUCUCAGUGACCUACGUCUUGAACUUCACAGUAAGAAGAUGAACAUGCACUCAGUACUGAUUGAUGAGCUACAUCGUCACCUGUACAUCAAAUCCACCAGUCGUGUGGGCCAGUGGAACCAGGAUAAGAAUAGAAGCGGAUCCCUUGUAAAAGAUUCUCCACUUCCUCUUCUUGAUGUCACAAAUUUGUCCACUCCACGCAAGUUCCUAGAUAAUUCUCAGUUUGGCACUCCAGGCUGUUCCACUGUAAAGGACCUUAACCUUCAAGACAUCAAAGAAGAUCCUGAUUCUGACCCUGAGGAGAACAGCAUAGUAUUUAUGGGAGUUCUUAUUAAAGGCCUUGCAAAGCUGAAGAAGAUCCCAGAGACUGUGAAAGCCAUAAAGGAGCGCCUAGAACUUGAGCUAAAACAGAUUGUAAAACGUUCUACCACUCAGGUGGCAGACAAUGGCUAUCAGCGAGGAGAGACUGUAACUCAGGAAAAUCAGCCACGGCUUCUUCUGGAGCUUCUGGAGCUUCUGUUUGAUAAGUUUAAUGCAGUAGCCUCUGCUCAUUCUGUAGUUCUGGGAUACCUGCAGGACACUGUGGCUUCUCCCACAAGUCAAGAUGGGGACAUUAAACUGUAUGAUAUGGCCGAUGUGUGGGUAAAGAUUCAAAACGUUAUCCAGAUGCUUCUGACAGAGUAUUUGGAUAUGAAGAACACCAAGACUUCUUCUGAACCAUCUGCCCAGUUAAGCUAUGCUAGUAGUGGACGGGAGUUUUCAGCUUUCUUUGCAAAGAAGAAGCCUCAAAGGCCUAAACACUCUCUUUUUAAGUUUGAAUCCUCCUCGCAUGCAAUAAGUAUGAGUGCCUAUUUACGUGAACAAAGAAGAGAACUUUACAGCAAAAGUGGGGAACUUCAAGGUGGUCAUGAUGAUCUCAUCGGUGGAGCAUCAAGGUUUGUCUGCAAACCAGGAGCCAGGAACAUCACUAUCAUAUUCCACCCUUUACUCAAGUUUAUUCAAGAGAUUGAGCAUGCCAUUGGUUUUGGACCAACCAAGCAAUGCCCCUUACGAGAGUUCCUUACUAUGUACAUCAAGAACAUCUUCCUAAAUCAGGUGUUAGCGGAGAUCAACAAAGAAAUUGAAGGCGUUACUAAGGUGUCAGAUCCCUUGAAGCUUUUGGCUAGUGCUGAUACUAUGAAAAUUUUGGGUGUCCAGCGGCCUCUGUUACAGAGUACCGUCAUUGUGGAGAAGAGUAUUCAGGACCUGAUGAAUUUAAUGCGAGACUUAAGUGCUUACUCAGAUCAGUUUCUGAAUAUGGUGUGUGUAAAACUCCAAGAGUAUAAGGACACCUGCAGUGUUGCAUUCAGGAGUAUUGUUCAAUCUGAUGAAAAAUUGGUGAUCAGUGCUUCCUGGGCCAAGGAUGAUGACAUUACACGGCUUUUAAAGUCACUUCCCAACUGGUUGAAUAUGACUCAGCCUAAGCAGUUGAGACCGAAAAGAGAUGAUGAGGAAGAUUUUAUACGGGCUGCAUUUGCUAAAGAGUCAGAAGUCCUUAUUGGAAACCUUGGAGACAAACUAAUUCCACAGAAUGAGAUUAUGACUGAUGUCAGUGACUUGAAAGCCCUUGCCAAUCUGCAUGAGAGUCUAGAGUGGCUUGCAGGAAGACUGAAAUGUGCAAUUUCAAAUCUACCAAGUGCACAAACAAUGUCUCCUGGGGCGGACAGCCUCAGCAGUGUGGACAUUCCUGCUGUGUCUGAGAUAAUUGUACAGACUCUCAAUGAGCUGGCUAAUUCCUUCCAGGACAUGUCAGACCGCUGUUUGCUUGUUUUGCAUUUGGAAGUCAGAGUUCAUUGCUUCCAUUAUCUCAUUCCUUUGGCCAAGCAAGGAAACUAUGCUAUUGUAGCUAAUGUGGAAAGCAUGAAUUAUGACCCACUUAUUGUGCGACUGAACAAGGAUAUAAGUGGGAUAGAAGAGGCAAUGGGUGCCAGUCUCCAGCAGCACAAGUUCCAGUACAUCUUUGAAGGUUUGGGCCAUUUAAUUUCCUGCAUCCUAAUAAAUGGGGCUCAGUAUUUCAAACGCAUUAGUGAAUCAGGGAUCAAGAAGAUGUGUCGAAAUAUAUUUGUCCUCCAGCAAAACCUUACCAAUAUCACUAUGUCCCGUGAAGCUGACCUAGAUUUUGCAAGGCAAUACUAUGAAAUGAUGUACAACACUGCCGAUGAGCUGUUAAAUUUAGUAGUGGAUCAAGGUGUGAAAUACACAGAGCUGGAAUACAUCAAUGCCCUCAGUCUCCUUCAUCGCAGUCAGACAGGUGUAGGUGACCAGACUACCCAGAACAUGAGGCUUCAACGACUCAAAGAGAUCAUCUGUGAGCAGGCUGCCAUCAAACAGGCCACCAAAGACAAGAAGAUAACAACUGUGUGAACAGAAGCAGACGUAGCAAGGUUUAGCUUACACACUAUCAUGUCAUAGAACUCUUCAUUUAAUAGAUAUUAUUAUAAACUAGCCACAACAGAAUCUGAUUGCCAUUGUAUUAAAUAUUGUCAUUUGCUAAUGUUCCUGAAUCUGCAUGUUUUGUAUUUUAAUCUGAUAUUGUCUGUUUUUUUAUUUUUAUUUUUGAGUAACAGUGUACUAUGCACAGAACCAAUAUAUACAUUCUGCCAAUAUUAUGUACGUGUUCUU
Messenger RNA from Hyla sarda, 3291 nucleotides. RefSeq names its product exocyst complex component 4 (gene EXOC4). The record is from RefSeq and is a predicted model, not a curated record. Gene Ontology annotation, biological process: exocytosis; chemical synaptic transmission; Golgi to plasma membrane transport. NCBI's taxonomy places the organism in Eukaryota, Metazoa, Chordata, Amphibia, Anura, Hylidae. Gene Ontology annotation, cellular component: exocyst; synapse; growth cone membrane.